AUGAAUAAUAGUAGUGCACUUGUGCAGUAUGUUAUUAUACGAAAGGAUUUGAUAAACGUUUUAAAAUGGACAGCUGGUGCUAUUAUCGCUCAGGCUUGUCACGCUACUGCCGCUGUAGUGCAUACUUUCAAAGAUGAUCCCAUCACUGUUGAAUAUCUUAAAGAUUUAGAUUCAAUGCAUAAAAUAGUUUUAGAAAUUCCAGAUGAAGAAUCCAUCAAAACAUUAGUCAAUCAAUUGUCUGAAAAUGGAAUUAAGCAUAAGUUAUGGAUCGAAAAGCCAGAAAAUAUACCAACAUGUUUAGUUUUGAAACCUUAUCCCAAAGAAGAAGUUCAAAGUUAUUUUAAAAAGUUAAAGUUAUUUAAAGUCUAA
Messenger RNA from Pediculus humanus corporis (human body louse), 369 nucleotides. RefSeq lists its product as uncharacterized. The record is from RefSeq and is a predicted model, not a curated record. The transcript is spliced from 2 exons. The coding region runs from base 1 to 369 and encodes 122 amino acids. Lineage: Eukaryota; Metazoa; Arthropoda; Insecta; Psocodea; Pediculidae. Gene Ontology annotation, molecular function: peptidyl-tRNA hydrolase activity.